AUUCACCACAACAACAACAGACUUUCCCUUAAACAACCUAUCUUCACUGAAAUCAAGAAGAAAUGGGGGGCAAGUCCGCAACCAAGACCGCUUACUUCGAGAAGCUGCGUGCUCUUCUCAAUGAGUACAGCACCAUCUUCAUCGUCGGAGUUGACAAUGUCAGCUCUCAGCAGAUGCACGAGAUCCGUAUCUCCCUCCGUGGAGAGGCCGUCGUCCUGAUGGGUAAGAACACCAUGGUUCGUCGUGCCCUUAAGGGUUUCAUCGCUGAGAACCCCGAGUGGGAGCGUCUCCUUCCCCACGUUCGUGGCAACGUUGGUUUCAUCUUCACCAACGGUGACCUCAAGGCCACCAAGGAGAAGAUCCUUGCCAACCGUGUCGCUGCUCCCGCUCGUGCCGGUGCCUUCGCCCCCGAUGAUGUCUGGAUCCCCGGUGGUAACACUGGUAUGGAGCCCGGUAAGACCGCCUUCUUCCAGGCUCUCGGUGUCCCCACCAAGAUUGCUCGUGGUACCAUUGAGAUUGUUUCCGACCUCAAGCUCAUUGAGGCUGGCAACAAGGUCGGUGCCUCCGAGGCUACCCUCCUUAACCUGCUGAACAUCUCUCCGUUCACCUACGGUAUGGCCAUCACCCAGGUCUACGAGAACGGUCAGUGCUUCGGCGCCGAUGUUCUCGACAUCACCGAUGAGCAGCUCUUGGCCGCCUUCUCCCAGGCUAUCUCCACCGUCACCGCUGUCUCCCUGGCUGCCAACUACCCCACCCUUCCCUCCGUUAUGCACUCCCUCAUCAACGGAUACAAGAAGGUCCUCGCUGCCGCCAUCAGCACCGACUACAGCUGGGCUGAGAUCGAUGAACUCAAGGACCGCAUCGCUAACCCCGAUGCGUACGCCUCUGCUGCCCCUGUCGCCGCCGCCGCCACCUCCGGCGGUGACGCCCCUGCCGCCGCAGCUCCCGCUGAGGAUGAUGAGGAGUCCGAUGAGGACAUGGGCUUCGGUCUCUUCGACUAAGCGCUUCCUCGACGGGAUGCGAAUGCCAUGUAUUAGAUUUACUUGAACCGGCGCUUGAAAUAGCGACCGGGAAUGAAACAACAUGUCUUGGCAAUGGAUUUCCCUCGGAAACCUAGGACUCGUAUGAUGGACGUAGCUACGCCCAUUGUUCGUUUCCACAGAAUUGAUUACAGAUGCCCUUCAUAUGACCUGCGAUAGUAGUGCCGAUAUGUUGUCGCCGUAGACAAUUUUGUAGUUGGAGGCUGCCGGAAAUCCUGUUCACUAUCUCUAUUUGAG
Molecule: messenger RNA, 1277 nt
Organism: Penicillium verrucosum
Lineage: Eukaryota; Fungi; Ascomycota; Eurotiomycetes; Eurotiales; Aspergillaceae
Product: 60S ribosomal protein uL10
Exons: 3
Coding region: 63-1001 (312 amino acids)
Biological process (GO): ribosomal large subunit assembly; cytoplasmic translation; ribosome biogenesis
Cellular component (GO): cytosolic large ribosomal subunit
Molecular function (GO): large ribosomal subunit rRNA binding; structural constituent of ribosome
Source: RefSeq, a predicted model, not a curated record